Molecule: messenger RNA, 4030 nt
Organism: Helianthus annuus (common sunflower)
Lineage: Eukaryota; Viridiplantae; Streptophyta; Magnoliopsida; Asterales; Asteraceae
Product: paired amphipathic helix protein Sin3-like 1
Exons: 22
Coding region: 212-3799 (1195 amino acids)
Biological process (GO): negative regulation of transcription by RNA polymerase II
Cellular component (GO): chromatin; histone deacetylase complex
Molecular function (GO): transcription corepressor activity
Source: RefSeq, a predicted model, not a curated record
AUGUCCUCACACACAUUGCACAAAUUUCUCAACUUUUUAUUUAUUUUCUUCACCUCGUCAUAUAUCCUCUCCUCUCAAACUGGUUUCUUUCUGCUACACAACAACUAAUUCUUCUUCUUUCGAACCUUCGAUCUAACAACAAUUCACCUUCUUAAUCUCCAUAUGUGCUCAGAUCUGCCCUAAUUACAUCCUCUAGGGUUACUUCACAGAUAUGAAACGAUUACGAGAUGAUGUGAUUAGUAACUCGCAGAUUAAGAGACCUUUUGCUCCUUCACGUGGAGAAUCGUAUGGCCCGCCCCAAGUCCCUGGAGGAGGCGGCGGUGGUGGCGGUGCUAGUAGUGCUCAGAAACUCACUACCAGUGAUGCUUUAACAUACUUAAAGGAAGUUAAGGAGAUGUUCCAAGACCAAAGAGAAAAGUAUGACAUGUUUCUUGAUGUUAUGAAAGACUUUAAAGCCCAAAGAAUUGAUACUACUGGGGUGAUAGCAAGGGUGAAAGAAUUGUUCAAAGGGCACAAUAAUCUAAUUUUUGGGUUUAACACUUUUUUGCCCAAAGGUUAUGAGAUAACUGUUAUUGAUGACGAUGAGCCUCCACCGAAAAAAACUGUAGAGUUUGAAGAAGCUAUAAGUUAUGUAAACAAAAUAAAGAAACGUUUUCAAAACGAUGAUCACAUUUACAAAUCAUUUUUAGACAUCUUGAAUAUGUAUAGAAAAGAGCACACGGGUAUCAAUGAUGUCUACCAAGAGGUUGCUACACUUUUUGAUGAUCAUCCGGAUCUUCUUGAUGAGUUCACAAGAUUUUUGCCGGAUGCGUCUGCUGCUGCAUCUGCGCAUCGCGCUUCAUUUCUCAGGCAAUCAUAUAACUCUUACGAUGAACGAAGCUCGGCUAUGGCUCCACUCAGACAUAGGCAACGAGGGCGGCGAGAUAGGCUAAUUCCUCCACAUGGAGAGCGGGACCCAAGUGUCGAAGGGCAUGAAAUGGAUGAUGAUAAAACAAUGAUAAAGAGGAAAAAGGAGAGCAGGGAUAGAAGACCUCGCGAUCAGGAUUUUAAAGACUCUGGCAUCGAUCACCGUUUUGAAAAAAGGAAGUCUGCAAGAAAAGCUGAAGAUUUUGGAGUGAAUUCGGGCUUGGCUUCAUACGAUGAUAAAAAUGCAAUAAAAAGUUUGUACUGCCAAGAGUUUACUUUCUGUGAGAAAGUGAAAGAUAGAUUACGUAAUUCAGAUGAUUAUCAAGCAUUCUUGAAGUGUCUACACAUUUAUAGCACAGAAAUAAUUACAAGAAAAGAAUUACAGAGCUUGGUUUCGGAUUUACUUGGAAAGCACCCGGAUCUUAUGGUAGGAUUUAGUGAAUUUUUGGAGCGCUGUGAAAAUAUAGAUGGAUUCCUUGCCGGGGUUAUGGACAAAAAAACGUUAUGGAAUGAAGGGCAUGCAUCAAAAUCAACCAAAACAGAAGAAAAAGAAAGAGAGCAUAGACGUGAAAUCGAUGCUGCUAAAGAGGACAUGUACAAAGAAAAGUAUUGGGGGAAAUCUAUACAAGAGCUUGAUCUUUCUAAUUGCCAGCGGUGCACCCCUAGUUACAGGCUUCUUCCUGAUGAUUAUCCGAUUCCAUCAGUAAGCCAGAGAUCAGAGCUUGGCGCUCAAGUACUUAAUGAUGUGUGGGUAUCUGUAACUUCUGGCAGUGAGGAUUAUUCUUUUAAACACAUGCGUAGAAAUCAGUAUGAAGAAAGCUUGUUCAGAUGUGAAGAUGACAGGUUUGAGCUAGAUAUGUUGUUGGAAUCCGUGAGUUCAACUGCUAAACGGGCAGAAGACUUGUUAAAUAGCAUUAACAACAAGUCAGUCAGUACCGAGGUUCCUAUCCGUAUUGAGGCCCAUUUCACAGCUCUGGAUUUACGGUGCAUUGAACGUUUAUAUGGUGAUCAUGGUCUCGAUGUGAUGGAUAUAUUACGAAGAAAUCCAUCUCUCGCGUUGCCUGUUAUAUUGACCCGUUUGAAACAAAAACAAGAGGACUGGACAAAAUGUCGAUCGGAUUUUAACAAAGUUUGGGCUGAAAUAUAUGCAAAGAACCAUUACAAGUCACUUGACCACCGUAGCUUCUAUUUCAAGCAACAAGAUUCCAAGAAUCUCAGCACCAAAUCCUUGGUGGCAGAAAUAAAAGAGAGAAAGGAAAAAACCCAGAAAGACAACAAUCUGCUACUGAGUAUUGCUGCAGGAAGCAGACACUAUAUUACGCCUAAUCUUGAAUUCGAAUUCAUUGACAACGACAUUCACCAAGACGUAUUUAAACUUAUUAAAUACUCAUGUGAUGAGAUGUGCACCACCAAGGAACAACUGAACAAAGUUUUUAGGUUAUGGACAACAUUCUUGGAGCCUAUGUUGUGUGUUCCUUCUCGUCCUCACAAUUCAGAUAGUGCUGAAGAUGCUGAGGUGUCUACCGCUGGACCCGAAGUUAAUGAAAGUUCCUGUGCUGCUGAAGGUGUUAAACAACCAAAACAGGUCAACGAGGAUCAAGUAGAUUUAAGCAAGAAUGGUUUAGUCAAUGGAGAUGUGUUGACCAAGGAAAAUGGCGGUUCUACUUCACCCUCGAAAAUUGAGAAGGAAGAAGGCGAGUUAUCACCUAUUAAUGAUUUUGACGAAGUUAAUCUUACUGCCACAAAGCAUAGUGGAGAUGCUGAUGCUGAUGACGAGGACAGUGUGAAUGUCUCUGGGGGUGCUAACGUUAAUUCUGGCAGUGAGUCAGCUGCAGAAGAUUGCUCAAGGGAAGAUCAUGAAGAAGAUGGUGACCAUGAUGAUCUUGACGGCAAAGCAGAAAGUGAAGGGGAGGCUGAAGGGAUAGAUGAUGCAAAUUUUUCCGGUGGUUAUGCGACGUCUUUGCCGCCAUCUGAGCAGUUUUUGCUGUCGGCAAAACCGUUGACAAAACGUGUGAUAAUAGAUUCUCCUUUACCUGAUGCCAAAGGGAAAGACUCUCAUGUGUUUUACGGAAAUGAUAGCUUUUAUGUCCUCUUUAGGCUUCAUCAAGUAUUAUAUGAUAGGUUAUUGUCAGCUAAACUAAAUUCGACAUCUGCUGAAAUGAAUAGGAAAACUUCAAAAGAGGCUUCCCCUCCUGAUCUGUACUCCAGAUUUAUUAGUGCUCUAUACAAUUUACUUGACGGGUCUGCUGAUAAUGCAAAAUUUGAAGACGACUGUCGGGCUAUUUUAGGAAAUCAGUCUUAUGUGUUAUUUACAUUGGACAAAUUGAUUUAUAAGCUUGUUAAACAGCUUCAAAUUGUUGCGGAUGAUGAAAUGGACUACAAACUUCUUCAACUAUACGAGUACGAAAAAUAUAGAAAACUCGAGAAAUUUGUUGACUCUGUAUACUAUGAAAAUGCACAUGUUCUUCUCCAUGAUGAGAAUAUUUACAGAUUCCAAUGCUCGUCUGGUCCAUCUCAUUUGACCAUCCAGCUGAUGGACGAUGAGAAUGAGAAGGCGGAAAUGGUUGCAGUUUCUGUGGAUCCUAGUUUUGCAGCUUACCUCCAUAAUGAUUUCCUUUCAGUAGUGACCGCGAGAAAGCAAUCUGGCGUUUUGAUGCAGAGAAAUAAACGACACUUUUCAGACUUAGAUGAAUCUAGUGUCAUGGAAGAUGCUCAUGUGGUCAACGGGUUGGAAUAUAAGAUGUCUUGUAGUUCUUCAAAGAUAUCCUAUGUUUUCGAUACAGAAGAUUAUUUCUUCCGUGUGAGAAGAAAAAGGAGAAAGCGAUUAGGAGAUGGAUCAUCAUCACGUAAUCAGGCAAAAAUAGAACGAUUUCACAGAUUCUUAUCAGCAUAAACAUGAAGAAUUUAGCCUAGAAAAAACUGCUACCUAACUCAGGUUUCUUGCGGGUUAACAUAAAAGGAGGAGAAAGGCAAUGUAAACAAUGAAGGGAGGUUAGAUGUGUAAAUAGAGAUUUAAUUGUGUAAAAUGUUGUUUUGCAACUCAAGGUUAAAGUGUUUAUAACAUUACAAUCUCAAAUAGAAGGGAUGUUCUUUAGAGUUUAUUCCUAAAUUUACGCUUAUCUCA